CUUGCACACUUGUACACUUGCAGCUCGUACAUUUGUCUAGCUUGACUAUGCUUUUGAUCGCCACUAGUUUUGGAGGUUAUAGCUGUUAAAGAAUACUGGUACUAGGAACGACAUCGUUGCACCACCGAUAGCGCAGACGUCCAGUAUGUGGUUACCCUGCCGAGACGACACCAUCAAAAUCAAGGUGCAGGUCGAGGGACGGUCUCUCCCGGUAUAUCAAGUCAAGCACUUCUCGGAUGCCGAGCCCCUCCGCAGCGAGGGUUGGAUCUGCUCGGAGGAAGGCAAGACCUACAAGGUUGUUGCAGAUACGUCAGGCUAUACCGCUCAUCAGAGGAACAAACAUAAACACUUGAAAGCGAAGCUCAAGGUUGAUGGAAUCGUAACGCAGACCUACGGCUUAAUUGACCACACACGUGAAAUCGCUGAAUUCGAAGGACCUGAGCUAGACGCCCAGUCCUAUCAAGAAUACAAAUUCGCAAAGCCGCAAUUGCUAGCAGAAGACGCUGAAGAGGAUGAAGGUUCUGGUGGCGGAAUAUUAAGCGCAGCGUGUGGUUCGAUCGAGGUCACUUUCAUGCGCCUACAAUACAAGGAGACGAAACGACGCUCGGUGUAUCAGCCGCAAGCAGUGCAGAUGACCGGGGCGGUUUCAGAGAAGUCAAAGAAGGGUGCUAUGUCGCUCGUUACUCAGCUCGGAGAGAUCAAACAGAUGGAGGAAAGUAUAUAUACUUGCACCACCCUGAGCGUUCAAGACCAAGAUUCGAGUCCCUACUGCAAGCUGACUCUUCGGUACGGAUCGAAGAGCUUGUUGAUGGCCAUGGACAUCGUUCCUCGCGAUGCUGAUGCCAGGGAGAGAUCCGACUCGCAAACGUCUGAUCCUGACGAAUCGGAACUGAACUCCGAGUUGAAUUCGAACUUGGACUCGCUUUCAGAGGAUGACGACGACGAAUCUCGCAAGCCGCGCAUCCCGAGCCCUGAUCCUGAGAGAAUCGCCGCCGAGGAAAGGUUGCGACGUGCUCGAGAGGAAGUCGAGGCGACCGAGCGAGCGGAAGAGAGGCUGAGGCGAGCUCGAGAGGAGAUGGAAGCGGCCGUACAAGCGGAGGAGAGGCUGCAACGCGCACGAAAGGAGCUGGAGGAGGCCGAACAGUUAGCCAGUUCGCUGCAGCAGCCGACCGCGAACGCCUCGACCAGCAAGUUGACUACCAAAAGGAGACGAGGAGGGGAAGACGAGGACGACAAGGCGACGGUGAAGAGGAAGUUGCAGAGCGAGAUGACGGAAUCACUGAAACGGUACCAUGGCACGACUAUCGAUUUGACCUCGGAUGACGAAACGCCCGUCAUGAUUGUGAAAGGGGAGACGCUUGAUUUGACCGGCGCCUAGUAAUGCUAGUGACGCGCUUAACGAGAUGUAUCUGGGGGACUGAGUUUCCAAAAUUACGACGAACUUACGAUGUACGACUGACUAGACUUUACUUAUGCAGCCUUUCGGCGAUCCUGAUCAUAUUUCCACCUUACAUAG
This is a messenger RNA of Filobasidium floriforme, 1516 nucleotides long. RefSeq lists its product as uncharacterized. Lineage: Eukaryota; Fungi; Basidiomycota; Tremellomycetes; Filobasidiales; Filobasidiaceae. The record is from RefSeq and is a predicted model, not a curated record. The coding region runs from base 146 to 1378 and encodes 410 amino acids. The transcript has 5 exons.